GACCAUCAUCACCCUUCCUGGAAGCUGGCCGAAAGAAACUUAAGGGACGCUCGUCAUUCCGCCAAAUUCCUCUGAAAGCCGAGUUGGAUCGAUCAACACAUUCCUGAAAGCCGAGUUGAAUCGACCAUCAUUCGUGGACAGAAAGGGAAGAAAUGUCCUAUUACGACAUAUUCUUAACCACCAAGAUCAUCACAGAUGAAACCUUUCGACAACAUCAAGGAUUUGAUAUGGCCUUGUUGGAUGACAAGACAAUGCCUCCCUCGCAACUUUUGACUCUCACAGUCCUCAAAACUGAACCGUUCUUAAAUUUUAAAUCUCGACUUGCUCAGAGCCUUGGUCACUCGCCUAAUUGCUUCCGUCUUUGGACAUUGGCAUACCAACGUCAUUGCGACUACCUGCGUGAGGCCACUACCACACGGCUAAUCAAAGCAGUACCAGAAAGUGAUCCGGAAUUGACAAUGCAGGAUGUCAUGAAUUCCCGACAGGCUUCCAGCCCGAAAACCCUCAUAUUCUACCUUGAAGUACUCGACCGGGUACAUGAGGCACGGUCUGGUCAAAUCAAGGAGUCUCAUAAGAUGGUCUUUGUCAAACAUUUUGAUGCUAAAAAUCAGAAAUUGGUUGGAAUUGGUCACUUUCAUGUUCAGAGUCGAGGAUCUUUGGACCCCCUCAUCAAAAACCGCAUGAAUCUUCCUUCAAAUGCAAAACUACAGGUUUACAAGGAAUUAGGUCCUGGGAAGACAAACGUGGAUAACCCCAAGGUGUACUCCUCUGACCCAAUACGAAAUGGGGACAUCUUUUGCUUUCAAGUUGAACUUUCCGAUUCAGAUAUUGCAGAGUUGAAGAGAAAAAAGCUCUAUGUCGAUGUAGUGGAAUUUUACAACUUCUUGGAAAACCGCGUUCUCGUUCACUUCAAACCUCGUCAUGAGGCAAUGUCUGCGACUAUCGAGUUUUCCUUGGUUCUCAGCAAGAAAGAUACCUAUGAACAGAUGUCCAAAUUAGUCUCAGCAAAACUUAAUCAUAGUCCCGAAAACCUUCGAUUCACUGGUAGUCUCAAGGGCUUUCCCCAGAACGUCAUUCAUGGACAGCGUACACCAAAUCAAAAUUCGGGCUACCCGAGCUACAGCAGCAGCGACUUGAAUAACAUCUUGUUCUAUGAGCUAUUGGAUCUGCCUACUGGCGAGGUUCAACAGAAGCGGAUGUUGAAAGUAACCUGGACCGGUGCUGACGACCGGGAAGAAGGAAAAUAUUCACUUUUGAUGCCAAAGACUUCAUCGAUGAACGCCGUAGCUGAUAAGCUGUCGACGAUGGUCACAUUUUCUAAAAAUUCGUCCCGAAAAAUCAAGCUUUUUACCAUCAAAGACGGCAAGAUUCAAGUACCGUUUACAGGGGAAGAAAUUUUGAAAGACGUACUCGACGUCGAAAAUAUCUACGCCGCAGAAGUCAGCACGAUGACGGUAAAACAGUACGACCCGGCUGCGAUGCUCAAGAUGCUUGAAUUUGUUACAAAGCUGAACGUCGAUGGAAGAAACUACCAACAGUGGUUAAAGGCGUUAGAGAGUGUUUUAGGAAUGGCUACAGGGAAGGCGGGAAUCCUAACUUCGCCAGGGCAUACGAUAGGUGCUGCAGAGGACCUCAUGAUCAAACAAGCGAUCACGGCUUCGGUUGAUAGUGCACUUGUAUCGACAGUCCUCGAAGCAGAAUCUGGAAUGGUGGCCUUCGCCGAGAUUCAGAAGCUCUACACGUUGAAAAGUCGAAGUGGGCACAUCAGAUUAAUGAAAGAGAUCUUGCGGACGAAAUUCGACAUGAACGAUGGAACGGUCGGUGUCGAAAGCCAUUUCCGUAGGGUCGAGGAUCUAGUCGAAACGCUGUUUGAAUCAGGUUUUCAGCUCACCCAUGAAUCUUUCAAAGGACUCCUGUUCCAUCUUUCACUGCCCGAACUUGAUGCCCAACCAUUUGUGAACAUCUGCAAGAGGAUUGACGAGCGACCCGGAGGUGCUUGUACUCCCACUUUCGGCAGCGUCGCCAAAGCACUCUGA
This is a messenger RNA of Puccinia graminis f. sp. tritici CRL 75-36-700-3, 2036 nucleotides long. RefSeq lists its product as uncharacterized. The record is from RefSeq and is a predicted model, not a curated record. The coding region runs from base 153 to 2036 and encodes 627 amino acids. Lineage: Eukaryota; Fungi; Basidiomycota; Pucciniomycetes; Pucciniales; Pucciniaceae. The transcript is spliced from 8 exons.